UGCUUGAAAGCCGAACGUAUACGACGCCAACAAGCAAAUAAUGAUGAAGCAGUGAGGAAACAUGCUGAAAGAAAAGCCAGAAUAUUAGCACAAUCACAGAAUACUGAAAACUUAUAGACUACAUAUUAUAUUAUAAUAAUGGAGUACAACAUACUUAAAUCGAUAGACCUCAAUGAAAAAUCUAUUUACAAAUCCUUUACAGAGAGAUACUUCAGUAAAAGAUAUAUACUUGAUGUGAAUGGUAUUAAGAACAAUGAUAUUAUGUUGUUGUUCCAUUCAAACAGAAUAACAUUACUAUGCCUAGCCCCAAGUCAUUUCUUUUUUAAACGAGAUGAUGACUACAAAUUGAACUUUACUAUCGGUAAAGUAGAUAGAUUAUCUAACACUGUCAAAGGCAAAGGCAAGAAAGGAGGUCAAAUGUUGACCCCACAUACAGCCAUCUGUAAAGUUGAAUGGAGUGAUAAUACAAGUUUUGAAAUACCUGCCGGAAUGAAGGGUUUCCUUGUUGAAAUCAAUGAGCAACUGGUGAAGAAUCCCAAACUAUUAAAAGAAUGCCCUAAUUCUGAUGGAUUUAUAGCAAUUAUGCUAUCGAGUAUCUCAAUUUCUGACUCAUUGAAAAAGGAACUCCUCAACCACGAAGAGUAUUUAAAAAUUAUAAACAGUAGUUGUGAAUAGGAAAUAAAUAAUUUAGUUUUGUA
Danaus plexippus (monarch butterfly) is the source of this 698-nucleotide messenger RNA. RefSeq names its product protein Abitram. Gene Ontology annotation, biological process: dendrite morphogenesis; regulation of actin filament polymerization; regulation of filopodium assembly. The record is from RefSeq and is a predicted model, not a curated record. Gene Ontology annotation, cellular component: lamellipodium; nucleus; filopodium tip. Gene Ontology annotation, molecular function: actin monomer binding; actin filament binding. The coding region runs from base 139 to 675 and encodes 178 amino acids. The transcript has a single exon. Lineage: Eukaryota; Metazoa; Arthropoda; Insecta; Lepidoptera; Nymphalidae.